Messenger RNA from Linum trigynum, 3212 nucleotides. The record is from the annotation of a GenBank genome assembly. NCBI's taxonomy places the organism in Eukaryota, Viridiplantae, Streptophyta, Magnoliopsida, Malpighiales, Linaceae.
CCAGCUGGCGAUGCUCUUGGAGCAAGGAUCCCAUCUAAAGAAUCCGCCACCACACCUAGGUGAAGCUGAUGAAUCGUCUUUCGGGAUACAUCAUACAAUGUUAUGCGAAAAGAACAGCUGAACAUCAUACAAUGUAACUCAGAAGAAAGUCAGAAAUUGCAGAUGUUGGAAGUGGUACCAUUCCUACUACACCAACAAAGUGUGAAAACCCAAAAUAGAAAGGAAAAAAACAGAGUCAACAAGAGAUUUGAAAUGGCAUUAUGCCAAAACAAAACCAGACUCUAGCUUUGGACAUAUUCCUCCUAAAGAAGAAUAAUACAGCCAAAAUAAUGGUAUAUGUGUGGGUAUUAAUACCUAGUAAAUCACCAUCUCAACAAAGGGAGACCAAUUACAAUCAGAGCAAAUUAGAGGAUAAUUUGAUGAGUUGGGAAAAUUGAUCAACAGAGCAUCUUAGAGUUUACUCAAUUAACAUUAUUAUUGGUGGGUCAAUUUCACCCCCAUAUAUCCUCCACAUGCCAUAAUUCAUCUUCAUUUGAUUUCUCUCAAACAUCCCAUAUCUCAACCUUACAGUUGCUCUCUCUCUCUCUCUCUCUCUUUCCUCUUUUCUUUCUGCAGAAACCAUGAAGGGUUGCUUCAACAUCACGGCAACCUUAGGUUUAGCAUUCUCCUUGUUCCUCAUCUUCUUCUUCCCUCACUCUUGCUUUUCUCGCAAGAUAAGUAGUGCAAGUGUUAACAAUGGAUCAAACAUCUUCAAUGUGCUCGACUAUGGAGCUGUUGCAGAUGGAAAAACGGAUAAUUCACAGGCUUUUCUGAAAGCAUGGAGCGAUGUCUGUGGAGCAUCAUCAUUGGCCAGCAACAUGCCAACUCUGGUUGUACCAGCCGCCGCCGGUAACCGUGAAUUUCUGUUGAAUCCUCUGGUUUUCCAAGGUCCAUGCAACUCCUAUCGCCUUCACUUUCAGGUGGGUGGUAGGAUAGUGGCGCCCGACGAGACUGAUGAGGCAGCGUGGAGGAAUAACAGGCAGACAUGGAUUGCAUUCUUCAACGUCGACGGCCUGAGCUUGAACGGCGGCGGCUCCUUCGACGGCCGCGGCCAGCUUUGGUGGGAUUUAUGCAAAAACGAAGACUUCAACUGCACUCGGCCCACGGCGCUGUACUUCAACAACUGCAACCGCCUCCGGCUGAGCAAGCUCCGCCACCUCAACAGCGCAAAGAACCACAUCGGCAUCUCCGCCUCCAAGAUCGUCCGAAUCUCCCGCCUCGCCAUCGCCGCCCCCGGCGACAGCCCCAACACCGACGGCAUCGACAUCUCCGGCUCCUCCUACGUCCGCGUCCGGGACACCGUCAUCGGCACCGGCGACGACUGCAUCGCCAUCAACGGCUUCUGCUCCCACGUCGACGUCGCCCGGGUCGCCUGCGGCCCGGGCCACGGGAUCAGCGUCGGUAGCCUGGGAGAGGACGGCGCUUACCAGACGGUGUCGGACGUCCGCGUCGCCGAUUGUGUUUUUAACCGGACGCUUAGUGGCGCCAGGAUCAAGACUUGGCAGGGCGGGAGUGGGUACGUGAAGAAUGUCACUUUCGAGAGACUAAGGAUGAUCGACGCCGGGAACCCAAUCAUAAUCAACCAAGACUACGUCAACAACCGCACCGGCAGCCCGCCGUCGAACAUUCAGAUCAGCGACGUCACAUACGACGGCGUGUCGGGCACUUCGAGCGUCCCUAGAGCAAUCUACUUCCACUGCGAGGAGGGCACCUCGGGGAACGGCUGCGACGGGAUUGUAAUGAAAGAUGUCCACAUCGCGGCGGCGGCGGCCGGCGUGCAGACUUACGCCGUCUGCAUUAACGCCCACGGCACUUCCACGCCGUCCAAUUUUCCUAGCGUCUCAUGCCUGGCGCCUUAAUUAAUUAGUUGAUUGCCAUUUUUUGGGGGGGUGUAAAUAAUGAUCUAGUUGUUACAUUAUAUGGUUCACAUUAGAAGCUGAUUAAAAUGGGAUUUUUCGAUUGAUUAGUUGAUUUGUUAGAUGGUUGAUUGCAAUAUGUGUUUUUUUUUCUUCUCUAGUAGCAUGUGAUUAAAGUAACGUAAUUUUUGGUGAUUUUGCGGGUAGAAUGUAGUUCAUAUAUCCAGUGGCGGAGCCAACAUUUCAAACCAUCCCUGUCCUCUUUUCAUAAUAUAAAUAUAUACAUAUUUAAUUAAAAAAAUAAUUAUAUUUUCAUAAUUCAUUCAUAGAUUAAAAAUAACCGACUAUACAAUCAUUGUUUUUAACAACCACGGAGAGAUUUCAUAUUGUGAAAGAAACGCAAAAAACAUUCGUCGUCUACACUAUUAAAUAAGUCUUUUUUCAAUGUAUCUCACUAAAUUAGCAUCAACAAAUUGGUCUUCGAAUCGACUUGGAAACUUGUUCUUAAUAUAACUCAAAGCUGGAAAAUGCCUCUUUUUACAUUUGCACAUGUAAUUCUUAGAAUAAAAAACUAGUAGAAUUGUCGAUGUCGCUAGACGAUUUCAGAGUUGUUGGGGAAAAAAUCGAAUGGGCAUCAGGAGAAAAGAGAUCUGAUUAGGUCUUUAUUGCAAUUAAAAUUCGUUUAUAGUAUAAUAAAUUAAUUUUAUGUCAAUUUAUCAAUAAGUAAUGAGUUGUGCAUGCCAGAAAUAUAGCACUGCCUGUAAACAAAUACAAGCAUGCAUAUUGAAAAUACUAGAAAUAUACUAAAGCAUAAUACAAGAAAAUAUACUAGAAAGAUAGGGGGAAAAAAGGAAUCAAAAUAUUUCUACACUUAUACUAAAACUUAUUCUCCAUUAAAAUUUUGGAGCGACAGAAGCCAACAUCUUCCAUUGUCGUCCAGCGGUUAGGAUAUCUGGCUUUCACCCAGGAGACCCGGGUUCGAUUCCCGGCAAUGGAACCUUUUUAAUUUUCCAGAGACUCAACUCAACCCAUAUUGUUUUGCGUAUUAACUAUGCAGUUGUUGAGUUUCUCAAAUUCAUCUUAGCUACAAUUCUCAGCAGUUCGGUUGGAUGACAAGUUGUUAAAAUAAGUUCCGCUUGAAAUGAGUUCAUUGUUCGAAUACAUGUCGUUUUGACGGACUUCUAUAGAUAUGUAUUGUAAACCAUUGGUUAUGUUUUGACUGGGGGGAAGAAAAAUAUGCAAUGUAUCGCUCUAAGAUGAUCUAAUUUUGAAUGUUUCUCAAGUCCAACCAAAUCGAAAUAAGAAUUCAGUUAAACU